This is a messenger RNA of Thunnus maccoyii (southern bluefin tuna), 1865 nucleotides long. Its product is annotated as phosphatidylcholine transfer protein. NCBI's taxonomy places the organism in Eukaryota, Metazoa, Chordata, Actinopteri, Scombriformes, Scombridae. The record is from RefSeq and is a predicted model, not a curated record. The coding region runs from base 396 to 1037 and encodes 213 amino acids. The transcript has 7 exons. Gene Ontology annotation, molecular function: phosphatidylcholine binding; phosphatidylcholine intramembrane carrier activity.
GUUCAGUAUUGAAUCAUUUCUGCUCUGUUGAAGGUCUGAUAGACUGAAAGCUCAAAAUAGAGUGAAAUACUGCGUAGAUCUAAGUGUGCAGAAAUCUAUUUUUAUCAAUUAUGAAUAUAAAGUAAUGAAACAGACAGUAAACGAAUACAGUGCAGCUGUUUCAACUGCUUGUUGUUUCGCUGCUGCAUCUCAUUGGCUCGUUUUUGGCGGUUUGUGAAGAGCUUCGAGGAGAUGACGUUUUUUGUUUCUCGUCAUUGUGAACGCAGCACCAACCUCAGUGUGAAUAUAUACAGGACUGUGCAUACGGUGAUUCUGAGGUGUUUUAUUGAGAAAGCUGUGACCGGAAGCUGGCUGUGUGACCGCCGCUGUGAGACAGCUGUGUGAGAGGAGCCGUCAUGUCGCUGCAGUUUACAGAUGAGGAGUUUCAGAGCGCGUGGGGGGAGCUGGACGAGCCGCAGCUGGAGGGAGGAUGGGAGCUUUUCACCGAGACGAUGGGAGUGAAAAUCUACCGGCUUUUCGACAAGGAAACUGGACUUUAUGAGUAUAAAGUCUUUGGUGUGCUCGCCACCUGCACUGCAGAGCUGUGUGCAGAUGUCUACAUGGACUUGGCCUAUCGGAAACACUGGGAUGGAUAUGUGAAAGAGCUCUAUGAGAUGGAGUCUGAUGGACAGAAGGCAAUCUACUGGCAAGUGAAAUACCCGUUCCCUCUGUCGAACAGAGACUAUGUGUACAUGAGGGAGCGGAGAGAUCUGGUUGUGGACAACAGGAAGAUCUGGGUGAUCCUGGCCAGAAGCUCCACAGGAACGGCGUGUGAAGAGAAGAGCGGUGUGCUGCGGGUGAAGGAUUACAAGCAGAGCGUCGCCUUGGAGAGCGACGGCGCCUCUGGAACUAAAGUUUUCAUGAAUUACUUCGACAACCCUGGCGGCAUGAUUCCUACCUGGCUGGUGAACUGGGCAGCUAAGAGUGGGGUUCCAGGUUUCUUAACAGACAUGCAGAAGGCCUGCAGCAAUUACAGCAACUACUGCCAGAAGAAAUGAAUGCAACAGACAGGACACUAGCUCAGGCUAAAGGGCUCUGAUAAUCUGUAUUUUUUUAUUAUUUUAGUUUUGGGAUGUUUAAUGAUCAAAUUGUAAGUGAAUGUGGCAUGAUGUGGGCUGCUACUUCUUGUUGAAGCAUGCUGUUGGCUCAGGCAUGUGCAUGACCGGCCGCCCUCAUUAAAAGGCUGGUGUGAAAUCAAUUCUGUUCCAUUGUGCUGUAUGAACAAACACUGUAUUGUCUUUUCUGUGCAAUCACUGUAAACUCCAGGGUUUGGGGGGUGGGGGGAGCUUUUCUGGAAUAUUUUAAAAGGUAAAUUUUAUUAAAGACUCAUUAUUUUAGGCCUUACAUGGUGAAACAAUGAUUAGUUUACAUUACAGGUCCUAUGACUAUCCUCAUGCCAGUUACUUCUUGUUUUAAAAUUGUUUCCUGUAGAUGUUAAAUGUGGCCGAUGCAGUGUUUGUUUCCACUGGAUCCCUCAAAUUCAUUGUCCAUUUCAAUUCACUUGAAUUCUCUUGUUACAAUGAUGAGCAAAUGACAAAUCUUUACUUUCAGAGGAAUGUUACCUCAUAGAUUUUUUUGUGUUUCCUUUUAAAGAGUCGAUUACUUAUGCAAAUAUUCAUGUUUUAAUCCUCUUUGCUGAUUUAUUAUGGGUGCAUAUAGCCAAAAAUACACUAUCUGGGAUACUAUUGUAUUGGACUCAGGCUAUAAUUUCUGUCAAUCAGUUGAUACAGAUAAUUAUGGAUUUGAUUUGGUCAUGAAUAGCUUAUUACUGUGUAAUAUUGCUGUGUCAUUAUAAUUAAUAAAACUUUAAGAUUCAGUACUUUAAA